Molecule: messenger RNA, 462 nt
Organism: Porites evermanni
Lineage: Eukaryota; Metazoa; Cnidaria; Anthozoa; Scleractinia; Poritidae
Source: the annotation of a GenBank genome assembly
AUGGCAGAGGCAAGGAAAAGAUAUAUCCUUCUUCGAGAUUUUGUUGGGCAUAUACAGGAGAGAAGCAUGUUGUCUCUUGGUCGUUCAGUGUCAACUCCAACACACCUUCUUAAAGGAGAGUUAAUGGAGGCUCUCCCAGAAAAAGAUCAACCGAACGACUCAACAAGAAUAGCUCUUGCUGGAAUUGAACGAAAGAAUUUACGUCUUGAAUGUGAUACGGAAGGCAUAGCGAAACUAACAAGCGAAGAUGCCAACUUGCUUUUGGCCAUUUCUUCAGCAGGUUUAAGGUAUCAGACUUUUACUAAUGAGAAACGAUUAUAUUUCGGGCGACAAAUUGUACCCGGAAGUUUUGUGUUUGUGGAAGUGAAAGGAUUUGGCAAGAAAUUACACGGAAUUGUUUGGUACAUUGGCGAAGUACCACCCCUUCUUGGAACCCUUUUUGGUGUAGAGUUGUCUGUAAGU